CGAUAUACCCAGCAAGAUUCGACAUGAGGAAGUAACAGGACCAGGCCCAAAGCAACAAUAUACCAUUCUUUACACGCGGCAUCAUCGCCGCUAUCCACUCCUUCCGACCGGCUGACUGGAUCAAUCGACUGCUUCGCUUCUCCAUAUACCCUUGUUAAAUCACAUACUUUACACCAGCCAUCAUGCUGGCAUCACAAUCGAUUCGCUCGGCCCUUGGGCUGCUGGUUUCCGCGACACUCUUCCAACAUACCGCGGCACAAGUGACAACCGACUGCCAACCCCUCAACAGGACCGACUGCCCGCCGGAUCCGGCCUUUGGCAUGGAGUACAACUUCAACUUCAACCAGACGCCCAUCGACGGGACCUGGGAGACCACGAAGGGCAAUGUUCCAUACGAUAGGAACGACGGCGCCACCUUCACCAUCAACCAGCAGGGCGAGUCGCCCACAAUCCGAUCCAAGUUUUACAUUUUCUUUGGCCGUGUCGAGAUAUGGAUGAGAGCCGCACCCGGAACGGGCAUUAUCAGCUCCAUCAUGUUGCUGAGCGACGACCUUGACGAGAUCGACUGGGAGUUCAUGGGCGGAAACGCGACUCACGCCGAGACCAACUACUUUGGAAAGGGCGUGGAUACGAACUACGGCACCGCCACCUACCACCCUGUUGCUGGAGGUAUCUUGGAUGACUAUCACAACUACACCGCUGUCUGGACCAAGGAUGCCCUGGACUUCUUCAUCGACAGCCAACAUAUCCGGACUCUACUGCCAAAGCAGGCUAAUAACACCUACUACUACCCACAAACGCCCAUGAGGAUCUCCGUGGGUAUCUGGGCUGGCGGCGAUCCAAGUCUGCCCCAGGGAACGCGAGAUUGGGCCGGCGGAGACACCGACUUCAGCAAGGGACCGUUUUCGAUGCAUGUUAAGAGCAUCCAGGUUACCGACUUCACCAACCAGGCCAAGGAGUACUCGUAUGGGGACAAGUCUGGCUCGUGGGAGAGCAUCAGGGUCGUGAGCGGCAACUCAACCGUGCACGAGAAGAUCACCGCCCCACCACCCGAGAGCAUUGGCGACAAGUGGGCCAAGCUCUCGCCCACGGCUAAGAUCGCAGUCUACGCCUCGGCCGCGGGCGUCGGCACGGCGCUGCUGGCGUGGAUGGUCUUCUACUGCAUCCGCCAGCGCCGGCGCGGCGCCCGCGAGGCGCGGAUAGCCGAGGCUAAGGCCGAGGAGGAGCAGCGCGAGAUCGCCGCGCUCAAGGCCGCCGGCAUCAACCCGGACAGCUUCGUCGUCGAGCAGACCGAGUACGACGCCAAGGAGAUGCGUCGCGACGGCAUCUCCAACGCCGACAGCUACAGCGUCCCAACCCCCACCGCCACCACACCUACCGGCAUGUCCGCAGCCGCCGCCGCCGCCGCCGCCGCGGGUUCCGGCCCUCGCAGCCCCAUGCCGCUCCUCUCGCGCGACGGCGCCCAGAGCCCGCGCGUCGCCAGCCCAGGCCCCUACGGCGGCAACCCGGCGUACGACCGCAGCAUGGCGGGGGGCGGCGCCGGGUCGCCAGCGUACCCGCUCGCCAGGCUGGACAGGUCCGCCACGGCGUCGCCGCAAGCGCUGGUCAGCCCCAUGCACAGCCCGGGGCACCAGCAGCAGCGUUUCGCACCGCCGCAGGGUCCCAACCGCAGCUUCUCGAGCCCCAAUGCACACAUGCGGGUCGGGUCGCCCGGGCCUGGCGGACAACAGCGCACGCAGAGCCCUGCGCAGCAGCAGCAUCCGCAGCGGAGCUAUACCGCUGGGGGCGGCGGGGGAUACGCUCCGCGGCCGGGCGGGGGUGGCGGCGGGUAUGAGGAUGGGCGGGGGGGUUACGGUGGCGGGGGCGGGCAGGGGGGGAAUGAUGGGUACUGGGGCACUGGUGGCUAUCGGUGAGGGAGGAGAACACCGGGUCUAAGCCUCUUGUUUAAUGGGGCUUUGAUGUUCUCCCCCUCCCUCGUUGCCGGCUUGGGAGGUAAUCGUUCCACGGGGCGGUUUUCUCUCAAGUGGUAAUUUCCCUUGGUGCGGGCGUGUCUCUCAGUGUGUGAAUGGAAGCGCCAUAUAACGAAGUUCCUUUUUUUC
Molecule: messenger RNA, 2099 nt
Organism: Phialemonium atrogriseum
Lineage: Eukaryota; Fungi; Ascomycota; Sordariomycetes; Cephalothecales; Cephalothecaceae
Product: concanavalin A-like lectin/glucanase
Exons: 2
Coding region: 183-1913 (576 amino acids)
Biological process (GO): carbohydrate metabolic process; fungal-type cell wall organization
Cellular component (GO): fungal-type cell wall
Molecular function (GO): hydrolase activity, hydrolyzing O-glycosyl compounds; glycosyltransferase activity
Source: RefSeq, a predicted model, not a curated record